Miscanthus lutarioriparius is the source of this 186-nucleotide messenger RNA. The record is from the annotation of a GenBank genome assembly. NCBI's taxonomy places the organism in Eukaryota, Viridiplantae, Streptophyta, Magnoliopsida, Poales, Poaceae.
AUGGACGUGAACAAGAACGGGAGUACUACAGUGCUAGGUAUCACGAAUGAUGCGUUCUUCAGGAAGGGCCAGGUCGGUGACUGGAAAAACUACAUGACGCCGGACAUGGUGGCGAGGCUGGAUAAGGUUGUUGAGGAGGCCACUCGAGGUGCUGGCCUCACCUUUGCCGACUCCGUCUCCGUGUAA